Clupea harengus (Atlantic herring) is the source of this 849-nucleotide messenger RNA. RefSeq names its product T-cell immunomodulatory protein. The record is from RefSeq and is a predicted model, not a curated record. Lineage: Eukaryota; Metazoa; Chordata; Actinopteri; Clupeiformes; Clupeidae. Gene Ontology annotation, cellular component: plasma membrane.
GUUCGCUCUGCCGUAAAGCGAAGUGCAGUAUUCCAGUUUGUGUUGGUUGAAUCAAGAGAGAAUCAGGAUGUGUCUGUCUUCCACACUAAUAUUAACCGUUAUUUUAGGGUUUUUGGGGCAAUAUGUGGCAUUUGCACGACAAGAUGUGACAACUGAUUUGUUUGGGUCAGAGAAUUAUGGAACCGUCGCCGCAUUUGGUGAUUUUAACUCGGAUAAACAGACAGACAUUUUCAUCAUCAGAGAACAGUCUGAGCUGGUGAUCUUUUUGGCUGAUCUGAAAGCACCCUACUUCAAGCCAAAAGUUCGUCUUGGCAAAGAUGACAUCCCGAAUGACAUGGCUAUCAGUAGUGUGGUCCCCGGGGACUUCGAUGGAGACUCCCAGAUGGAUGUGCUGCUCACCGCGUCACCAAAGGGACAAGUCACGCCUGACACCACGGUGUUUGUCUUCUGGGGAAACAACCAGACUUUGGAUAAAACUUCACGGGUUAAGCUGAACAAGACCUUUAAGGAUCAGCCUCUGGUCAUGGAUUUUAAUGGCGACAUGAUCCCAGACAUCUUUGGAGUGGUUGGUGAUUCCACGCAAGUCUGCUAUCUCACCAGAAGGGAGGUGUCAUGGCAGGACGCUCUCGGCAGUGUUCAGAUGCGGGUUCCCCACUCCAAUGCGUUCAUCGACCUGAAUAAAGACUUCACCGCCGGUAAGUUCACCGCCCAGUGCUCAGUGCGGAGAAUGUAAACAGUCUUAAAGCUUGAAGACAUACAGGGACGAGGAGAUCUGCAUCUCUUUACGUGUCUGCAUAAAGGGCUCUUCAUGUUAGUGUUUGAAAACACACUCUAUGUGGGGGUUAAGGU